UCAACUACUCGACCUAAACUCACUUUACGAUGGCAAUGCUUACCAACGCCGGUGACGGUCCGCUGCAGGUCCCUGGAUUCGGAUCCCGCGAGAUGGCUAUGCUCCGACUUAUGCAACACAUCACGGAGCAGGCUGGGUGGGAUCGUGCGAUACUGGAUUCGGAUGAGACCCAGCUCGCGCAGUGGUUCCGAGAUGCGACAGAAGGACCCGAAGGCUGUCUUAUCAGUACCGCCGCAUGGGACUGGUGCACGGCCGAACUGCGCGACAAAGCGGAGACAGGCAGAGAAUAG
Molecule: messenger RNA, 290 nt
Organism: Aspergillus ochraceoroseus IBT 24754
Lineage: Eukaryota; Fungi; Ascomycota; Eurotiomycetes; Eurotiales; Aspergillaceae
Exons: 2
Coding region: 30-290 (86 amino acids)
Source: RefSeq, a predicted model, not a curated record